This is a messenger RNA of Microthlaspi erraticum, 354 nucleotides long. NCBI's taxonomy places the organism in Eukaryota, Viridiplantae, Streptophyta, Magnoliopsida, Brassicales, Brassicaceae. The record is from the annotation of a GenBank genome assembly.
AUGUCGAUUCGGCCCAAGGAUAGCUACAGCUCGGCCCAUACUCGAUCGAUCUCUGAUGUAACUGUAGUGAUGAGUUCGAUCGACCUGCAGCUUGCAGUGCAGGUUCGAUCGACCUGCAGCUGGCAGUGCAAGUUCGAUCGACCUGCAGCUUGCUGUGCGGGUUCGAUCGACCUGCAGCUGGCAGUGCAGGUUCGAUCGACCUGCUCGCGGCUGUGCUGGUUCGAUCGACCUGCUGGUUGCACUGCAGGGUUGAUCGACUUGCAGGUGCUCUCCUUCCUUGCCACGCGUCAUAUUUUAUCGUUGAACUCGAUGGGAAGUAUUCCGACCCCAACAGUUAGCCCCCCAGCUUGUUGA